AUGAACGAGAAUAAACUUAUUUCCCCACACGAUUUUACACAACAUUUUGUUAAUAUUCUAGAACUUUUUUCAAUGCCGGAAAGAGUUCAAACAAUCAAAACCCCUAGAAUUAUGCCGUACUCUUUUUCAAUUGAACAUUUAUUAUUUUUUGAAUUUUUUAAAUCACUCUCAACUAAAAUUAAAAAUGAUUCUUUUCAAAUUUCACUAGAUAUAAAAAGUAUUUUUGAUAAAUUGCCACUCAAAAACUUAAGCUAUCAUAUCACACUUGACUUAGAUGUAUCAUUCAAAAAAACCAUAUGUGGUGAUAAAAAUAAAAAAAUUUCAAUUUCAGACUGUGAUCAAUCUAUUUUCAUUGUCGACCAUUUUUCAAGACUUUUUGAUAGAUUUAUCUUUUCAAAACCAGAGAUAAUAAGUUAUAAAAGAAUUAGUGCUCUUGUUUCCAAACAGUACCAACUUGUAGAUUACCGUAUGUUUGGUACAAAAUGGUUUAUGUUUUUAAGAAAAGUUCGUCGUUGUUGUGCAGAUAUGAAAGGGUUUGAAGGUUUUCUUAAAAAUUUAGAUUUUGUUAGUUUGUAUUCAUCAAUCCAACCAAUAAAAGUGUCUCAAGGUCAUGAUGAAUAUAUAGUUUCGGAGAUUUAUAAAUUGUAUCCAUCAUUUAAUAUUGAAAAUGAUCCAUUACCGGUACAAGAAGGUGUAAAUGAAUCAGAUAUCGAACAAAUAGCAAUUAAUUCCGAAAAUAUUCAAAAAAUUAAUAGUCAACCAAAUAAAAGACCAAAUAAUCAAAUAUAUUCGAGAAGUCAACUUUCACUUGUAGAUUUUCAUGCCCGAAAACUUCAAAAAAUUAGUAUCGAUCCCCAUAAACUUUCCCUUAAUCAAGCAAAAGAAAAAUUUAAAAAUAACACUGGUUCUGACGAUGAUACAUUCAAUAGAUUUCAAAAUUUUAGCAUUGAUUCUGAAGAUGGUAACGAUUUUAGUGACACCGGCGAUGAUGACGAUGACGAUGACGAUGACGUUGACAAUGACGUUGACAAUGACGAUGACGAUGACGAUGACGAUAAUGAUGAUGAGUUCAAAGAAAUACAUAACAUUUGUUCAGUAUCGCACAAUGGAGUGUCUAUUAGCAACAAAGUUACAGAGAAAAUUAUUUCAGUUUCAAAUGUAAUUAAGCUUACUUUAAUUGAAAUAUCAAAAAAUAAAAAAGAAGUAAAUUCAGAAGUGGUUCUUUCAAUUUUUAAAAAUUUACAAGAAGGUUCAUUCAAUAGCCAAUUGGUUGACAGUUUUUUUGGAAUAAAUAAAUGUGAUAAGGUUAUUACUUUUCCAAACUCCAUUUUAACUUACUUAGCUUCCACAGAUUUAAAUAAAAUAAAAAUAAACGAAAUUAGUAAUGAAGUCUUUGAUUUAACAAAAAACCUAUUUUUAGAUGAAUCUGUAAAUGUUCUCAUCCCUACUAUAAGUGAACAAAAUAAAAUUGGAUUCAUAUGGGUCCCAAUCAAAGAUGAUAAUAUAAAUACAACCAUAAACCUUAUACCAAUGGAUAUAGACCCAUGUCAUUCCCAAAUAAAGUCAAUAUCAAGAUUUAUUCAAUUUUGUAUUUUAAUUAAAAAGAUCAACCAAUUUAUUGUCAAUAUAAAUAUUUCCUUUGAUUUAUUCAAAAAAAUUUCAAUGAACUUAAUUGGUUUAUCACAAAAUUUACUCUUAAUGGAGGCCGAAGUUGAGAGGUUAAAAAGUGGACGUUGCUCAAAUGAUUUAUUUCAUUCAAAAAGAGCCAACGACAAUGAACAAAGGAAAUUCUCGCUUAUGGUAAAUGAGUUUUUAAUUGAAAAUAGUAAUAUAAUUAAAAUGUCAAUAUUAAAUAAUUGCUUAGAAUUACGUUCUCUGCCUUUAACAAAUCUCAAUGUUGAAUAUGACCCUGUUACUCUUUUACACAAGUUAGGAUUUAUUUUUCACUGUCGUCAAGAAAUUUCAAAGUUUAAUUAUAACCAUUUCAUUUCAAUUGAUGAAGUUAUAAAACUUUUCAAACCAAAUAACGUUACUGCAAAGUCAUGUGAAAUUGAAAAUAAUAUUAAACAAUAUUACGCUUUAAAAUCAAGUGAUUGUAGUAAACAUAAACAAACUGAAGAAUCUUUCGUUCCAUUAAAUUUUAUUCGAUUUCUAAAUAUAUCAAUUACAAUAGCUCCGUAUAAUGUUAAUAACACAUUUUCAUUUAGAAAUAUUAAAAAGGGAUUUUCAAUUACAAAUUUAGAGUUAUUUAGUCUUUUAAAAUCUGAAAGACCAGAAAAACAAUUUAAGGAUUACGUUGGUGAUACUCGUAGAAUAAAACUUAGUUUUGUUUCGCCUUGUUUAAUUAAAAUAACUGAUAUUACUUAUUGUUUUAGUUUUUCAAAAAGUAAUGAAUAUAACUAUCGUAAAAUCAAAUCAUUUAAAAUUCAUAAUCUAUCAAUUGUUCCAAUUGACAUCAAAUCUAACAAUAAAUUGAUCAAAACAAUUGAACCAAUUUCAGUGGAAAACGUAGAUAUCAAUCAUUCCAGUUUUAAUUUCUCGAUAUCAUGUUACGAUAUUAUUUUUUCAACAAUAAUUAUCUCAAAAGCAAGAUUAGAUGAAUUAAAAAAUUAUAAAAUUGCAUUGCCUAAGAAUUUAUCGACCGUUCAGGACCAAUUUGUUAAAAUUGUCACUAAUUUUGCAUCUAAAAUUAAUGAAUUAAAAGACUUAACUGAUUUAGAAAAACACAUUAUCAGUCAAUAUUUAUUAACACAAGAAAAUAAAAAUAAAAAAGCACAAGAGCGAGAAAGACAAAAAAUACAAGAACAACAAGAACAACAAGAACAACAAGAACAACGAGAACGACGAGAACAACAAGAACAACAAGAACAACAAGAACAACAAGAACAACAGGAACAACAAGAACAACAAGAACAACAAGAACAACAAGAACAACAAGAGCAACAAGAACAACAAGAACAACGAGAACAAGAAGAACAAGAAGAACAACGAGAACAAGAAGAACAAGAAGAACAAGAAGAACAAGAAGAACAAGAAGAAGAAGAAGAAGAAGAAGAACAAACAAAAAAGAAAAAAAAACAAAAAAAAACAAAAAAAAAUAUAAAUAAAAAAAAAUAA
Messenger RNA from Dictyostelium discoideum AX4, 3117 nucleotides. The record is from the annotation of a RefSeq genome assembly. NCBI's taxonomy places the organism in Eukaryota, Evosea, Eumycetozoa, Dictyosteliales, Dictyosteliaceae.